ACAUGUUACACAAUUCUAUUUGGAGUAGUUGCAAGCGCGAGUGCGUUGUCGUGUGUCGUUUGUCUGAAAUGGGGAAAUAUAUCGCCGCAGCGUUGGUCCUUUUGGCGCAGAUGCUCUCUGUUAGAGGUGUAGAGUUUGUGCCCAAUUUAAACCUACAUGGAACCACACAAGACGCUUGGGUAGACACGCUACUACUGAGUGACUACCGCGGAAAGCCUGUCUACCGUGUGGUAUUCGACCUCACCACGCCAGAAGGAACGACAAUUCAGAGUGAAGCCCAUCGUCAGUACGAUGAGUUCAAGACCCUGCACAAGAAGCUACCAUGGCUGGCGACGUUUGCGGGGGUGAAGCCGCUUCCCGCCGGGGACGGAGCAACGGUGGCCGGGAUGACCGAGUACCUCCAGUCCAUCGUCAAGAACAAGGACCUCCGCACGUCUCGCCUCAUGGACGACUUCCUCGGUAUCAACUGGAACUGUUCCGGCGUCGGCUGGUUUAAGGAUACGACGUCCUUCAUGACUCUUCUGACGAUAACAAGGUUGCCUGACUUCAUCCCUGAGCGUCCCAACAUCACCCUGGAUAACGUCCUCACGGACGAGUACCCCAUGGAGUGUUACCUGUACAUGUCAGCCUUCAAGCACAACUACCUGGAUAAACAGUCCAUCCCCACUUUCGAGCACCUCUUCGAGAGUUACACCAAGCAGAUGCCGAAAUUCGAAGCCCUGCCCACGGCGAGAGUACCACACAACCAGCCGGACCAGGAUGUGUGGCCACCUGGCGUGACGUCACCGAUUGAGAUUCCCUACCAUUUCGUCACGGUUCCUGUUCAUUUCCUUCCUGGAGGAUACACCAAUGGUGGCAAUGUGCGUAUCUCGUUCAACGGAAGAACGAAGUUUAACUUCUUGAAAGAGGACCUCUUGAGAAGUUGGUUUGACAAACUGGUCGGAUAUCUCAAACCCAAGACUAUCCUCGAUGUCGGCACCGGCAACUGUUUCUCUGCCUUCGUUUUCGGGGAGAUGUUCCCGCAGAGCGAUGUGAUCGGGGUGGACCUUGCGGCGCCCUUCGUCCGCUUCUGCCGCCUGUGGAAGAGUCACCGACCCGGCGGCGCGCCUAAUGUCAAGUUCUACCAGGAUAACGGAGAAAAACUCCACUUCCCUGACUCAACGUUUGACGUUGUAAACUUCGCCUACGUCCUGCACGAGAUGCCGUCCGAUAACGCCCAGCGCGCCCUGGCCGAGGCGUGGCGCGUGCUCAAGCCGGGCGGCACCCUCAACAUCAUCGAGCCGCCGUACUUCGACAACCCCGCGGAGCGCCUUCCGUACGUUGAGUUCAACACGUGGGGCCAUCACUGGAACACGACGGGUGACCACGGCCCUGAACCGUACAUAGAGGAAUACGAGAACACUUUCCAGUUGCCACACCACAUGGCUAACAUGGGCCUGAAGAACAUCACGCAUAUCCCUAUCUCUAUUUUUGAUGCUAUAUACAUCGCGCAGAAGCCUUAGUGUUACUUUAAACUAUUGGAUGUAGAUAUACAGUUUUAACUUGUCUUACAUUGUAGGUGAAGACUAGGUAACUUUAUUAUCCAUUACUGUUUUAAGGUCGAAAUGCUGCUAGUGUGUUGUUACAUGAACAAGUUUGUGUUGUUAAUAUGUACGUUUUUUCACACAAGUGUUUUUGAAUUUCACAACACUCAGGAAUUUAUGACAGGCUCCGCCAAAAUGACGAAUUUAGAGCAAUUGAUACCUGAAUGUUUGUAAACGGUUGCUGCAAUAUGAUAUAUGUUGUACAUUGUUUGGUAAGUACAUAAGGAAAGUCAUAUGUAAAUUUAUAUGAGCGGAGUUGUCUGGAAUCUAGGCGCCCACACACUAGGCACACAGGUCGGCUCUUCGGCACUAGGUCUGACAUGCUCCCGCAGAAACUUUACCUCAGUCCCGCUAGGAGCCUCACCUCUAUCUAGGCAAAGCACCGGGGAGAGCUAAGUUGACCAAGCGGGAACAAAAGCUUACAGUGCCGAGUAGAUCCAGUCUGAAGCCCUGGGAGAGACUGGUGACCAGGUUAUGAGACCGACACUUCUGGAGGCAUACAUAGGAUUUUGUGCAAUGUUCCUAUUUUUUAGUAAGACUUUAAAAAAAAUCAAAGUACGGAUCCACAAUUUCAUUACAUUGCAAUUUGUCAUUGUAAAUGGUCGAACAGUGAAGAUACAAAUUCCAGGACUGAAGUUCUCCAUUUGAAACAAUGUUGUGUGUUAACGACAGUGAUAUUUGAUAUGAAAGAUACGUUUUGUAUGCAAUUAAAGAGAUCAUGACUUGAGGAAAUCUAAAA
Molecule: messenger RNA, 2322 nt
Organism: Branchiostoma floridae (Florida lancelet)
Lineage: Eukaryota; Metazoa; Chordata; Leptocardii; Amphioxiformes; Branchiostomatidae
Exons: 9
Coding region: 3-1502 (499 amino acids)
Molecular function (GO): phosphatidylinositol binding
Source: RefSeq, a predicted model, not a curated record